UGUUAAUUAACUCGGAGAGAAAAAAAAAACAUGAACCGAUCAAUGACUUUUGUUGUGUUACUGGCGAUUCUUGUCUCGGUGGCUAACCUUGGCUUGGCUCAUGUCGGUCUUACUAAUAUCGACCCUUCGUGGUACGACGCACAUGCGACGUUUUAUGGCGAUAUGAGCGGCGGAGAAACCAUGCAAGGAGCAUGUGGUUACGGGGAUCUAUUCAAAGAAGGUUACGGCCUAGAGACGGCGGCGCUAAGCACGGCUCUUUUCAACAAUGGCCAAACUUGUGGUGCUUGUUUCGAGCUCAUGUGUGUGAACUCAAAAUGGUGCAAACCAAACGCUGGUUCAAUCAAAAUCACAGCCACUAAUUUCUGCCCACCAAAUUAUGACGAACCGGUUCAAUACCAUUGGUGCAACCCUCCUAACAAGCACUUUGAUCUAUCAAUGAAAAUGUUCACUUCGAUGGCUGAGUACCGAGGAGGGAUAGUUCCGGUGAAGUUCAGGCGUGUGGUGUGUCAUAAGAGAGGUGGUGUGAGGUUUGAGAUCAAGGGCAAUCCUUAUUUUAUCAUGGUUUUGGUGUAUAACGUUGGAGGUGCAGGAGAUGUGAAUAACGUUGAAAUUAGAGGGCAUAAGAGUAAUUGGAUCGUUAUGAAGAGGAAUUGGGGGCAAAUUUGGAAUACUGGUGUGGAUUUGGUUGGACAAAGGCUCUCGUUUGUGGUUCGGACCAGUGAUGGUAGGAGCAUGACGUUCUUUAAUGUUGCGCCUGCGAGUUGGGGGUUCGGUCAAACUUUUGAAGCAAAACUGAACUUUUAGAUGUUUUCUUUUAGGGAUUUAUUUAUUUUACAAGACUGGUAGUUUCCAAAGUUUUUUGUUGGAACGUAUUUUUUCAUAAUAAUAAUAAAAAGUUAUAAUCUUU
This is a messenger RNA of Arabidopsis arenosa, 907 nucleotides long. NCBI's taxonomy places the organism in Eukaryota, Viridiplantae, Streptophyta, Magnoliopsida, Brassicales, Brassicaceae. The record is from the annotation of a GenBank genome assembly.